UGCGUAGUUUCAACACCGUUUGUUUUAGUAUGGUUUAUAAUUAGGGAUCAUUGUCAGUUUACUAGUCGAUAGUAAAUAUCUUUGGACAUAUAAUAUUUUUUAAUCUGUUUGAGUUUGGGUAUUUAAAGGUUUCCUGAAAAAUUAUAUUGAAACUUCAUUCAACUAUUUUAUUAACUUAAAAAUGAAUUUAUCACUAAACAGUUUAAUAUUUGGUGUACUACUACUAUUCGUCGCUACUAGUACAAGUGGAGACGACGGUUCAUACGAAAUUUUGCAUGGAGUAGGAGAGGUCGUUGGAGGAAGCGUUAGAGGGGUCAAAGAUGCAGCCGAUUCGGUUACAUAUUAUGCAGGAGAGGCCGUUGGAAAAACCGGCGAUGGAAUACAGAGUGUAGGCAAUGCUAUGGAACACGGCAAAGAAAACAUUGAAAGUGGAUUCGGAACGGCUGUAGACAAAGUAGAGGAUCUCCCUGAGAAUGUCGCUGAGAAUGUCGCAGAUACGUACCACUACACUAAAAACGGCAUCGAGAAAGUCGGUCAAAACAUUGGUGAUAAACUUUCUUCCGAGCAAGAUAGUUUCAAUGCUGGAUACCACGACGCAAGAAAUUAAAUAAUACAUUUAAAAAAAACAUAAUAUUCAUUGACGUACUAAAUAUUACAAACACAGAUCAAUUUUACAGCGCAAAUAAUUGUGCACCUAAUUUAUUGGAAAAUAUUUUUCUAAUCAGUAUACCAAACAUUUGGCAUCCACAAAAUAGGGACAUUGUCAUACUUCAACGUUAAACUAUUUGAAAAUUGCGUUUUUCGAAUAUUAUGUAGAAUAAUAAAUUACUAAUUUUA
Adelges cooleyi (spruce gall adelgid) is the source of this 837-nucleotide messenger RNA. RefSeq lists its product as uncharacterized. The record is from RefSeq and is a predicted model, not a curated record. The coding region runs from base 182 to 607 and encodes 141 amino acids. Lineage: Eukaryota; Metazoa; Arthropoda; Insecta; Hemiptera; Adelgidae. The transcript has 3 exons.